Molecule: messenger RNA, 809 nt
Organism: Stomoxys calcitrans (stable fly)
Lineage: Eukaryota; Metazoa; Arthropoda; Insecta; Diptera; Muscidae
Exons: 2
Coding region: 56-754 (232 amino acids)
Source: RefSeq, a predicted model, not a curated record
GUUUGUACGGAACAGUUCAUAUCUUAACAUUGAAAGUCGAACAACAGGCUUCAGCAUGUGGAAGUUAUUGAUUCUAAUCAUUUUUGUAGUAUUCUUCCACAAGGGAAUAGCCACCGGAAGUACAUCAUUGGCUCGCCAAAAUGAUAUGAGCGGUCCUGUAAGCCACAUUAUGGAAAACCUAGUGAUCCAUACCAAACAAGUGGCCGAUGAGCUUGGCUCGCAACUAUCCACAAAAAUCGAUGGCACCACUCAAACCAUUUUGGGUGACAUUGAGGUGAUAUUGGCCUCAGCCCUGGAGCAAUUGACUGAACCCAUUAUUGAAGCUCAGUCCAUAUUGUCACAUCCCGAGUGCCAACAGUUGCUAACCAUGGAAGAGUUACGUGAGCGCAUCGAUUCUCAAUUGAUGAUAUGCACCAAGGAUCUUAACGAUCUUCUGUUUGCCUUUCAAAAUGAUUCCGAUCAAUACACGAAAUCCUUGCAAAGUGGCGCCCAACAGAUAGUCGAUUUACCCAGCCAAUGUGAGGAGAAUGAUUACAGCUUUGGCAGCAUAACGGCCUGUUUUAUUGAGAAAAUCUCAGAGUUGAAUCAUGAUUUGGCUUUGUUAUUGAAUCGCGCUAGUAUGUCCAUAAUACAGACGCAUCAUCUGACCAAACAAAGCACAGAGGCAGCCUUGACCUGUGCCGAUCAUGUGGUGGCCCAAACUGUGGAGUACAUGGAUAAGAUUUUGACCCAGUGUCAGAAUAAUGUUAAGUAAGAUUUUUUGUCUUGACAUCAACAGAGAAUAAAAGUGAUAUCAAAUGUGAGGUUCA